AUGCAACAUUCGGCAAACGGAAAGGAAAAGGGUGGCUGGCUGUCCAAGUUCAAGAAAGGAAGCUCUAGCAAGUCCGGUUUCCUUCAAAAGGCGCCGCCGCCGCCGCCACCACAGGGUAUCCAGAUAGCUCAACAUCCGCUGCAAACCGGGCCUCUAUCGUCAGCUUGGAUGUCCGGAAACCCUAUAGCUACCAGCGUACCGACAGAUCAGAGGUUAAGCCAACAAGCAAUGCCAGUCAUGUCGGGACAAUCAAGUAUUGUGCCCAACGCCCAAUAUACGCCAUUUGUCCCGUCAAGCAAGCCAGAGUCUUCGAGUAACCAGGCCUUUGCUCCAAAGACUAGCAGUCUUCAGCAAGCGCCACUUCGCCAGAAUUUCUCGGCUCAGGGCAACGCGUCCCUCGCUCCAGGGCCAGUGUCUCAGCCUAUCUCUCAAGCUCAAGAGCACUAUUUGAUGGGAGAACAAGUCCAACAACGCUCAGCCAGCGUGCCACCCGGAGGCUUGGUGCUGCCUCCAGGUUCACCGAAGGACCAUAUGGACAAUCUCUCAGAUGCUGCUUCUGUUUCAACCAUGGAUGUGUCUGAAGCUCAAGCACAACCGGUACUACGGCCGCAGCUUGUCACAGUUGAGCGGCAUGCUGUUCAGCCAAACCGAGAACAACGCGCGCCUCAAAAUGUUGGCCACACGGCCCAAUCGGCCCGACCGACUUCUGAGGGGCGUCCUCUUGAUGCCAAGGCGCUUGCAGACAGCGAAUUGACUGUCCCGCCUCUGUUCUCGAAGCCUCAUCCUAAGACUACUGUCAGCGCCGUCCCUGUUAACCAAGGUCCUGUUGCUCAAAACAAGUGGGCGAAGAAACCUGCUGUGGACUAUUCUGGGGAUGAUUGGGGCGAUGAUCCAUGGGACUGUAAGUAG
Messenger RNA from Colletotrichum fioriniae, 909 nucleotides. RefSeq lists its product as uncharacterized. The record is from RefSeq and is a predicted model, not a curated record. Lineage: Eukaryota; Fungi; Ascomycota; Sordariomycetes; Glomerellales; Glomerellaceae.